This is a messenger RNA of Sebastes umbrosus (honeycomb rockfish), 6436 nucleotides long. RefSeq lists its product as uncharacterized. The record is from RefSeq and is a predicted model, not a curated record. Lineage: Eukaryota; Metazoa; Chordata; Actinopteri; Perciformes; Sebastidae. The coding region runs from base 636 to 1670 and encodes 344 amino acids. The transcript is spliced from 5 exons.
AGCCAAUCACAUCUCAUUCCGCUUCCACCUAGCAGGGGAAAACAGUACGAGGAGGCGGAAACUCGUUUCUGGGGUUGUAUAUAUAAGCAGUUCAGCGUGGGAUUGUUGUAUCACCGUCCAAUGACGCUCUGCUUGACCAGGCGACUGCAGGAGCGCACAGAGUACCGUGCAGGUGUGUGUGGACUUUGAUCUGCAGUGACCAAGAGGGGAGACCUCCAGCUACCUGCUGCAGCAAGCCAGCUCUCUUGGAGCAGAGACCCAUGCUGCUGUAGCCUCCAGACACACACACAUAGCGCUGUCCAUCCUCUGUGGUGCUGAAACCUGCAGGACUCGACCCAUCACAUAGCGCUGUGCAUCCUCUUGUGGUGCUGAAACCUGCAGGACUCGACCCUUCAACCGGUGACGUAGAGCACCAGCCUCAUCCAAGAAAACACAAAUCUUAAAAAAAAAAGAAAAAAAGAUGUAUAAAUCUUAUAUAUGGAUUUGAAGCAAGUGAAAAAGAAAGAGGAGACAGAAGAGCAGAAGUGCCAGAAGUACCAGCAGCACACCCAGUGGAGCCUCCGUAGAGGAGGAGGAGGAGAGUGACCGAGGCUUUCCAUCAGAUCAGUGAGGUGAAUGUUGAUGACACCAUUGAAAUGUUACCAAAAUCAAGAAGAGCUCUCACCAUUCAAGAGAUUGCUGCAUUAGCGCGAUCUUCCCUGCAUGGUAUUUCCCAGGUGGUUAAGGACCAUGUGACAAAGCCCACAGCCAUGGCUCAGGGCAGAGUGGCCCACUUGAUAGAGUGGAAAGGCUGGUGUAGGCCCAUCGACACUCCAGCAGCCCUGGAAUCAGACUUCAACUCUUACUCAGACCUCACUGAGGGAGAGCAGGAGGCACGCUUCGCUGCUGGUGUGGCAGAGCAGUUUGCCAUAGCGGAAGCUAAGCUGAGGGCCUGGUCAUCUGUGGACGGCGACGAGUCCAACGAUGACUCAUAUGACGAGGACUUUCUGCCUGCCAACGAGCCCACCACACAGAGCACAGAUGUGUCAUCAUAUCCGCCCUACUUGAAGGAACUGAUCCACAGCCAGCUUUGCCAACACCUGGGCCUGCGAGGGCCCUGUUGCGAGGUCGGAGGAGGAGGAGGAGGAGGCGGAGAGGGCGGUGGCAGCGGCGAGCCCUCCCCCACGGCAGGCUCCCCGGACACCUUGUGCUCCAGCCUCUGCAGCCUGGACGAGCAACACCCGCUUCUGCGUGACCUGGGUGGUAACCGCGGCAACCACUCCUACAGCAAUGCCGCCGAGCUCGCUGCCAAGAUCCUGGCGGCGCUGCAGGGAGGCGAGGAGCUGCUGCUGGCCCGGCUGCAGAGGGCAGGGCAGAGCGCGCGCGGCGGAGGGGACUCUGGCUUCCACAACCUGAACGGGGACGGGCGGGGCAUCAGGCCCUGCGGGGGUCAGGACUCUCCUUGCUACUCCAUGUCUUACUCUGAGACGUAUCUGUCACCCGGCGAGGACGACGACACCCCCUGCAAGGACUAUGAGAGCACCGUGUGCCAGGUGGAUGCGGAGGGCAACGGAGAGGAGUACGAUCCACACCGGAGGGUCUCCGACGUGGCGUCCUCUGGGGUCGUGUCUCUCGAUGAGGAGGAUGAAGAGGAGGAGGAGGAGAGGGCAGGAGAGCCAAACAACCAAUGACUCCUCUCAUCUCACCUCAGUGUUUAACCCCUCUAAACUCUUUGGAGGGUUUUCAUUUUUGCAACCCCUCUCCUCCAUGGCGUCUGAACAGUUUGAACCGCCACGCAUGCUGUUUUUUUUCUCCCUCCUCUGACUGAAACAUAAAUCAUCCGUCUUUGCCUUACUCGCAGCAUUUCAACUCCUCCUCUCCACCUCGUGACUGCUUCGUCCCUCAUUCGAUGUAUCAACUAUUUCCUUUGAAGGCGUCCAAACAAUCUUUUUUAUCAGUGUGAAAGCAGGAGUGCUACAGCAGUCCUGUGACGGGGAAUGACGCACGCAGUUUCCGGCUCCGUCCCCACCUGUGAAGCGACUCUAAAAACGGACGCCACCAACCGGCAGACAGAAUGACUGAAUGAGUCCAAAACUCUGACUUAUCUUUGCAUGUGUUUUGCAAGUGCUGAAAUCGAUGGGCCGACCCGGUCUUGAGCACGGUUUGCAAUCUCAGCUGUUCUGUAUAACCCCCACCCACCUCCCCAACAUCUCCCAUGGGAGAGAGGUGCAUCCUGGGACCUCCCUCUCUCUCCCACCCUCCCCCUCCUUUGCAAGAGACAAUAGCAUCCUUUCGGCAUGGCUUGCUGAGUAUGCCAAACUAUUUAACCCUGUCACUACCAAUUAUGAGCAAAUGCUGGAAUGUCUUCAAAGUGACAGGGCAUAGUAUGUAUUUUAAAAUAACAAAGUUUAAAAAAGAUUUGUCACAAACGAUAUAACAGAAAUGAUAUGCUUUUAUUGUACUAGUUUUCUAUCACUCAGACAUGUUGUUGUUCACCUUAUUCCAAACAUCAUUAUGAUGGACAUCUGCCAUAAUGAUCAACUAUAGCUACUGGAUAUUUUUGAGGUUCUGUGGAUUCCUGCAUGGAAGACACGAGAACUUUGGUUGUCUUAAAAAAAAUAAAUACACAGCAGCAGCAGCAGCAGCGACGACAGCAAACACUGACAGAAUGUUCCUGAAGUGACCCUUCGGCGAUCGGUGUUUCGGCAGGAAGUGGCGCAGUUGGAAAAGACAGAAACGUUUUUUUUCUGUGAAGAGUUGCGUCGGAGAUUUUCUAUAUUUUUGUAUGCGUUGUCUUGCUUUGAUCUCUUUGCCUAUGCGGCGUGCCAGUGUAUGUGUUUUUUUGCACGAAGCUAAUGUGGCUGUAGAUUUCUCCUUUUCUUCGUUAUCACUGUGUGAUAUAGUUUACUGGGAAAAAAAACAAAACAAAAUGUGAACAAAAAUUUAAUUUUUUAUUUCAAAAGAGGAUACUGUGAUACGGUUUGUUAUUGCAUUUGUCAUGAUCCUCACAAAGAGCUCUUUGUUUUUUUGUUUUUUAUUUCAAAAUCUUUCUUUCCUCUCAUACUGACUCCUGAAACGCUUUGCCUUUUUAUUCUCUACUUUCCCUUCUUUUUUAUGAUAUUUGCAAAAUGGCAUGUUUAUGUGACACAUGCAGAAACUCCCAUCUCCAUGGUGAUAUGAGGAGCCCCGUUGAGGUUCUCCCAGAGGGACUGUCAUUCAUACAACUCAGGAAAUCCCAUUGGACCAGAGCAUCAAUGCAUCCCACCCGCCUGCAUAACGCCACUUGUCUCGCAUCCUCCGUGUGUGUGCUUGUGAGUAGAAAAAGGUGUGCGUAGUUAUUUUCUACAAUUAUCUAAAGCACAGAUUCAGUCCCCACAUCUUUCUUUAAUGUUGUUUAGGAAAGCCUCAACGUGCGAGUCCGUAUGUUUUGUGCAAAUGUGUGAUUGUGUGUAUUGUACGAUGUCAGCAAGCUCCUUAAAGCUUGCGCUGUAUAUCCAUUCCAAAACCCCUCCAAUGCAGCGAUUCCCUUUAAAACAGUGUCUGGUGUAGCUGAUUGGAGGUUGAACUUUUGCUGGUGCUGGAGAUAAAACUAGAGGCAUACAGUACAUAAAUCUGGAAUUUUUUUUGAAAAUACAGACAGGAUGACGUUGCUCAAUCGGACUUCUGAACUAAACUACAUGGAAAACCCAGUCAGGAGAGUUGGAGAAGACAGCGACAACUCAGGGGGAACCAUUGAAGCUGUGCCUUUCAUUCGUCACCUUUGACCUCCCAAGUUGUACCAUCAUCAUCAUCAUCAUCAUCAUCAUCAUCAUCACAUCUUCCAUGCUGUCACUCAGGCCAGAGCUCGGCUUCCUUCCUCUUCUCCCUUUUUAAAUGAGCCAGUCUAAAAUCUGAUCGACAUCCUGUUGCAUCUCCUGUGUGUUUUCUCCCGCUGUAGCUGGAGGUUACAGCUGGCCGAUUUGCGUCAUUGUCCUUUUGGUUGACAUUAAAAGGCGGGUGAUGCUGGCGUGGCGAGGUUGUGCUUUUGUCCUUUCGUGGUGACGACAGCGUACCAUUGUCCCCCCGACCCUCCCCUCCUGUAUUUAUUUAUCAGCUUGCUCUGUCCACAACACAGUGCAUUUGCUGUGUCAGUCUCUGAGUGUCCUCCAUCCUCUCCCCGAGCAGUGUGGGGCUGUGGUUGAAAAGUCUUUUCCAUUCACCCAGCAGCUGUCCCUCUCACAUUGACAUUUUUUUUUUAUACUUCCAAGAACCAUGACCACAUUCCUUCAUCCAGUCUUAACCUUUACCUUAACCCCGUCCUCCAAAUCCAAAUCUAAUCUGAACCCUAAAUCCAAAUCCCUUUUGUAGAAGUGGCACUCUUUCUAUCCUUGUGAGAACAUUUUGUCCUCGUAAGAAUAGAAAUAGAAGAGUUCCCGCUGACACACACACACACAGACAGCCUGAUGAAUGUCUCCCGUCUCCAUCCUUCUGUCUCUGUCCUGUCAUUUCCUGCCCCCUCACCCUCCUCCCCUCCUCUCUUUCUUUCCCUCCCACCUCCCAUACAUCCCCACAGGGGGCUCAUUACGUAACUAAGAGGACAUCUGAGUGCUACCUUUGCCGACAGGCAAUUAGCCCACGAUUAUGAAACCGCCUGACGAACAGGAGAUGCGUAUCUCUCUCCUGUCUGUCUUUUUAUUUCACCCUCGUGUCUUUUUCCCUCUUCACUCCGUCUGCAUCAUCCCUUCCCUUUCUCUCCACCUCCUCCUCACCUCAUCUUUUGAGGUUCGCUGUCCCAGAAAACAGUUUGUGGAAAGAUCAAACAAAGUGUUCCUCGCUGUCUGUUCGGUAAUAUAUAUCGUAACCCAAAUAACAGAAGAACACCCUGUUCAGACCUGGUAUUAACAUGCAUCCUGAGUGAUCAGAUCUAGCUCUAAGUACGUCAGUUCACACCACAUGCAUCUCUCCAGUUACCACUUGAGAUCCGAUCUCACUUUCCUGCUCUAUUUGCAAAUAAACACGUAGUAAACACAUGGUUUUAACACUACGAUGACCCGAAUGCUUCCAAGCUUCGACCGUUGCCAUGGUAUUCGACCUCCAAAUCACUAUUUGAAUGCUUUCAUUUUUUUUUUUUUUUUUUAUGAAAUAAAGAAUAAUCCCACAACAUUAUUCAUAUUCAACAUUAAUUAUUAUUAGUUAUUCUUAGACGGAUAUCACUGUUUGUUGUGUAUAGAGGUGUGUGUGUUUACAGUAGUCCGGCAGCUGCACUGAAACAGGGUAGAAGCUUCAAAUACCUUCGGAUAUUUCUCACCAAAGCUUGGUAUUCGGGACCAACCUAGUAAACACAUGGCUAAUACAGCAGACACAAAUAUCAGUAGUGAUAUCGCCUAACGUCUCCUUGGUUUUGGCCGACAAGUUGCACCCGAACACACCGCAAAGACUACAGCCGGCGGCCAGUUAGCGCGUACGUUCUGUGCUGCAUGAGAGGAAAUAAUUAUCCACACCAGCAGGCGGCGGUAUCUUCAUCCUAGAUGGCCAUGUCAUUCACACCUGUACUUAGAGCUGUCCACCUGUGAUCAGAUCACUCAGGACGCGUGUUAAUGCUAUGUCUGAACAGGGCCUUGGAGUGAGACAGAUGUCUUUAGAGUGUUCCUUUCUGUGUCUCUGGGCGGUGAAGUUUGUUGCUUCAAGCGAGCGUGGAUGUUGGAUACUUAUCAGAGAGAACUGCUCCAGAUUCUCUCUCUGCGAGUGUGUGAUAGUGGCGGGAGAACCCAGCGCUAUAAAAAGACAUCAAACAUCUGUUGGACAGCGUCGACGCAGGAGGGCGUAUGAAUAUUCAGUCGGUGGUGGUGCCCCCGUCACCCUAUAGCCUACUUACCAUUUUAGAACAAAGCUGAAGGGCCCGGGGACCGCCGCUCUCGCCACUCCGCCACUCCGCCGGCCCCCGGCGGUGAAUAUUAGGACAAAACCUGUGAGACACAACUGAGACUGUGAAAACUGCUCUAGGAGUAUAGAGAGUGUAAUCUUCACAGAGAGAGAUGGUCUGUGUUUAACCCACAUUAGCCUCCAUCGUCUUAAUUAAAAGGUCCCACAACCCUCGGGGGGGGUUCGGGUGCACACUAAAUGAAGAGAGGCUUGUGGGAGUUCAGAGAGCAAAGCCAUACAACUCGCCCAGCAGAGACACUAUGAACUAACAGGGUAUGAGGAGUAUAGAUGACCCAAAAUGAAUGUACUGUCCCAUCCUCAUCCUGUUACAUAUCACCAUGAGCAUCAGUCACACUCUCACUCUUCUCCUCCCUCUGAAAUCUCAACUCCGUCUUUCUUUUUUUUCUCUUUUUAAUACUUUUCUUCCUCUUUUGGCUGAAUGUAAUUAUUUGAAUAUUGCCACCUUGGAUUUGAAAAAUGAAUCUCUGUUUGCUGCAUCUGAUAUUAUUUCGAGUUAAUAAAAAAUUGUUAUUGUUCUUUGCAAAAAAAAUACAAA